AUGGUGAAGGAAGAACCCAAAGUGACAACAACUACGACCACUACUACGACCACCACAGCCAAGAGGGGACGACCUCGAACGAAGCCAGAUACGACGAGUACGAUAGCAUCAAAGGCCAAGUCGGCCGUUUCCUCGGAUGCACCAAAGAAAAGGAAUCAAAAGCCAGCAAAGACUAAGACGACAGUCGGUGACCUUGACGAUGGCGACAACUCGAGCGAUGACGAGAUGAAUAUUGUACCAGUUAGAGCAACGGCUGCUACAAGGUCAUCAACCAGGCGAAUGGCGACCCCAUCGUCUUCUACGUCAUCGGCGGCUGGAGAACCGAAGAAGCGUGCUCCACGAAUAACGAGAAAGAAGUCGGAGCCUGUUGCGGCAGGAAUUCCUGAACAAAACGAGGUUGUUGACGACGAUGAAGACGAGCUGGCAGAGCUACAGCCCGUGAAGCAAAAGACGGUUAAAAUAACUACUACUGCCGCACGAAAGGCAAAGGCGCCAGCUGUAUCGAGGACAGCGAAAGCUGCUACGCGAGUGGGGGCUCCCACCGGUACUAGGCCAUCUGCGCUAUCUUCCGCUACACCGGGAUCCUCUAUACUGCUUGGAAAAGCAAAGACUGGUGCUCUCAAGAAGAAAGUCACAUUCUUAGAUAUCACAGAAGAUUCUGACAAGGAAAACCAGCCAUUACUGGCAGCCUCUAAGGGCAAAAGCAAACCCGAGACGGGGUUAACUGCUAAACCUGUCCGAAGAGGAGCUGCCGCUUCUACAAAGAAUAAACAGCCAGAAGAGAGUGAGGCUAAGCCAGAACGGAAAAAGGACCCGUUGUCUCCAAAGAAAGCCACCCAAGUCGCCAAAUCCGGAUCCUCUGGUAGUUCAGAUGACGAUGAGGAUGAUGUUUUUAGUACAAAACUACCUUCAAAGUCUCCACAGCGGUCUCCAGUCAAGGCUUCUUCUGUUCCUCCAUCAUUUGCUUCCCCUGCCAAAAGAAUUGAUUUUACACAGAUGGCCAGGCCAGUUUCGCAAGGCUCAGCAGCUCCCGAGAAAGAGGCCACAGCACACAACGGGACAGUACAAACUCUGUUUACAAACACGGAACUCGGAUCAAGCCCAGCAAAACGGCCUCCACCAUCCCCUUUCCAACAUAUCAUUAAAGAGUCCCCCCGGAAAGCCCCUCUCUUCUCUAAUGAGCUCCGGCCUGGACCCGACGUAAUGGGACAACCAAAGGUUUCUCCACUAAAGGCGUCGCCAAAGAAGGGAGUGGGCAUGUCUUUUAUGCAACCGUCACUUGAUGCACCGCUCUCGCCAACGAAGACGAGAACUUCUCCACUAAAGACUCCUGCACGCCGUCCGCCUUCUCCUAUGAAGAUGCCCCCACCGCUUCCUGUAUUGGAAAAAAGCCCGACUCCCGUCAGUGAUCCGCAGGUCUACGAGGAUAUCGAUCUUCAGCCUAGCUACGAGGACUCUCCGGAGAUAAUGUUAUAUAGCCCGGCAAUGCUAGGGAAUGAUGUUGAGCAAGGGGAAGCCGAGGAAAUGGAUAUUCUUGACAUAUCGGAUAUACAGGAUGCGGAACAGGAUGAGCUACACGAAAAUAAGGAUACUAUGGAAUUGAUAGCAGACCUUUCAAAGCACGAAUCCUCAAUGGAUGAUCCUUUCCUGGAAGAAGUUACGACUCCCAGUCGACGUGAAACCGUACUGAGAUACGAUAACAUGGACGCCGACUCUAGCGUUGGCUCACUACGAAGUUUUAGGGGCAUCCCUCCUGCUGCUCCAUCACCGCCUGUCUUUGAGACAGCCUCUCAACAAGAGUUCGUUUAUCGGGAUGAGAUGAUUUACGAAGAUUCGGACGUUGAAUUCGAAAGUAGCCCAACCAAACAACAGGGGUGGCGUGGAGCGGGCGACGCUGAGAGCCCUAAGUUGAAAUAUAAGCGGCCAGAGAGACUUGACACUGAAGUCGGAUUUACUCCACUGGCUGAUAGAUUGAGUCAAUGGGUAGCAAGUAGCCCUAAAAAAGAAGAAUCCAACAAAUAUCAGCGACGAGGGAUAUUCUCUCCAGAUGUACAGGAUCGAUCGAGGAGGGUGUCAUCUCGAGUUUCAUUGGAGCCGAGACGUUCGCUAAGAAACCGUGGAUCCCAAGUUCCAAGAGAGUCUAUAAACCCCAUCUUCGAAGACGAAGUCCCAGCAAUAGAGGAUCUCAGCAUCCAUACCGACCCCUCGACUUCGCUGGUAGACGAAUCCAUUGCCAAUUCUAGCGCAUACGACGAAAGCAUUGUUGACUCUCCACUGAGAUCCCAUAGCUCCAACACAGGUUUUGGCGACCAGAUUUCUGAUUCCUCUGAAAUCUAUGGUGACGAAAAUGCGCCACCUCGAGAAUCUACGGUCACAAUUAACCCAGCACUUUUUGAGGAGCGCUACCGUGAUGGUGUUGAGUUGACUUCAACUGUAACACCCGAACCAGUGUGCCUUCCUAUGUCUGUCACUCCUGUUCGCCGGAAUCCUAACUACCCGAGAACCAUUCACACCGUGUCCAAGGUCCCAUUAAAGGGUGAGAGCGAUGGGUCUCUCAAGAUUCCGCGAAAAAGGACACGAUCUCUCUCCUCGAAUCCAACGAGCCCAACUUCAACGUUGACUAGGAGUCGAACAUUACCCUCUCCCCGCAAAAACCGAACACCACUCAAGACAUUCGCGCCCACUUCACCUGAAGAAGAUACACAAUCAAGUGACUUUAUGCUCCCAGAACGACCAAAGUCAGGAACAUGGUCUGGGCGUAUUAGUCCUGUCAAAUCCCGAAGUCCUACGAAGGGACCAUGCAGUGACAGCGGUGUCUUGCAAGGGGCAGUUGUCUUUGUUGACGUCCACACAGCUGAAGGUGCUGAUGCUAGUGGCAUUUUUAUUGAAUUGCUAUCACAAAUGGGUGCGAGGUGUGUUAAGUCAUGGAAAUGGAACCCAAGGACGAGUUUAUCACCCAUUGACGGAGCUGAGCCACGGGAUGCCCCAAAAGUCGGCAUUACCCAUGUUGUUCAUAAGGACGGUGGUGUGCGAACGUUACAAAAGGUGAGGGAAGCAAAUGGCGUUGUGAAGUGUGUUGGUGUUGGCUGGGUACUUGACUGUGAAAGAGAAAAUCGGUGGGUAGAUGAGGCAAACUAUGCUGUUGACAUUGGCAUGAUUCCACGCGGCGGUAACAAGAGGAGAAAAAGCAUGGAACCCAGAGCAUUAAGCAACCAGAACGGAACGCUGGCUACGCUUGAUUCCUCCACUUCCUCCACCAGCAGUCGACGCUCGGGUGCCGAUGUAGAAACACUACAGGAGCUCAGGCGUUUAUCACCUAUACCUCACCUACAACCAUCUCGACGUGACUCCAUUAACCGAUCUGCCUUCGACCACUAUGAGUCUGAGCCCACCGAGGAAACCUCAAGACGAUCCCAAUCGCGGCCUGCUUUGUUUGAGCCCGAAGAACCCCAGACCCCCAGUGGGGAUUAUGGCUAUUCGUUUGACUUCGAUGGGACAGUUCCGCCAUCACCAACUACUCCAUACUACUUAUCAGAGGGCGCAAAACUGAUUCAACAAACCUGUCCGCCAAAACAGUCGAGACAGGGCCUUUUCCCCGUCAGCGGAAAUAUAGAUGAACAAAAAGACGAGAAGCUAAGGAUAAGACUUGAGGCAGCUAGACGGAAGAGUCUAGUCUGGAAGCCACGAGUUGGAAGUCCCCUUGGAAAAGGAUAUUUCUAG
Messenger RNA from Arthroderma uncinatum, 3720 nucleotides. RefSeq lists its product as uncharacterized. Lineage: Eukaryota; Fungi; Ascomycota; Eurotiomycetes; Onygenales; Arthrodermataceae. The record is from RefSeq and is a predicted model, not a curated record. Gene Ontology annotation, biological process: mitotic cell cycle. Bases 1 to 3720 code for a protein of 1239 amino acids. The transcript has 2 exons.